Messenger RNA from Rhinocladiella mackenziei CBS 650.93, 345 nucleotides. RefSeq lists its product as uncharacterized. Gene Ontology annotation, molecular function: S-adenosylmethionine-dependent methyltransferase activity. The transcript has a single exon. Lineage: Eukaryota; Fungi; Ascomycota; Eurotiomycetes; Chaetothyriales; Herpotrichiellaceae. Bases 1 to 345 code for a protein of 114 amino acids. The record is from RefSeq and is a predicted model, not a curated record.
AUGAACCCGAAGAUGCGUCCAGCCUGGGCGAAGAGAAUGUGCGAGUUGCUCCGUCCAUCUCCUCGGGCCAACCUGAUCUGUUUGGAAUUUCCCACCACCAAACCGGCCGAAGUGGGUGGUCCUCCCUGGGCAUCACCCCCCAAGGCCUACCUUGAGCACUUGAGUCAUCCCGGCGAGGAAGUCAAGUAUGACGCGGAGGGAGAGGUCAAGAUGAACCCCCUUGCUCCAUCCAGUCCUGGUGCUCUUGAGAGGGUUGGUCAUUGGCACCCCGCUGAUACGCACAAGGUCGGGAAGGAUGCCGAUGGCAAUGUAGAGGAUUACAUAAGCGUCUGGCGGCAUCGGUAA